Molecule: messenger RNA, 1320 nt
Organism: Helianthus annuus (common sunflower)
Lineage: Eukaryota; Viridiplantae; Streptophyta; Magnoliopsida; Asterales; Asteraceae
Exons: 3
Coding region: 1-1320 (439 amino acids)
Molecular function (GO): nucleic acid binding; RNA-DNA hybrid ribonuclease activity
Source: RefSeq, a predicted model, not a curated record
AUGGAGGAAGGGAAGUUCUUGGGUUUUGUCAUUACCAAAGAUGGGUUCAUGGCCAAUCCCGAGAAAGUGCAAGUGAUAGAGAGGAUGCCUUCCCCGUCAACAAUAAAAGAAAUGCAGAAGUUGGUAGGACGUUUAGCAGCAUUAAAUCGUUUCCUUGCCAAUCACGCAGCAAAAUCGUUUCCAUUCAUUAAAACCCUUCGCAACUGCGUAAAGAAAAACCAGUUUUUAUGGACUCUAGAAGCAGAACAUGCGUUCCGAGAAAUUAAAGACUGUCUGAUACGCCUACCAACGCUAACAGCUCCAAUGAAAGGCGAACCGUUGGUCAUGUACUUGUCGGCUUUAGAGAAAGUAGUAGGAGCAGUUCUACUAGUCGAUCGACAAGGCGUACAAACACACCAAUACUUUGCUAACCAUGUCAUACACGUUCUGACAAAUUACAACAUCGGCAACAUCCUCACAAGUCCGGAGAUAUCAGGCAGAUUAGCAAAGUGGGCUAUCGAGUUGGGGGGCCAUAACGUGGUUUUCAGACCAAGGCCAGCGAUCAAAGGUCAGGUGCUAGCUGAUUUCCUCACAGAGGUACCUUACGAUAAAGACAGAGAAUGCAAAGCAAUGGAGAAGGCAGAAAAACAAUACUCGGAGGAGCCAUGGCUAUUAUAUACAGAUGGCGCAUCUAAUGAAGAUAGAGCGGGUGCAGGACUAAGGUUGGUAAGUCCAGAAAAGCACGAGAUCACAUACGCCAUUCAGCUGGACUUCAAAAUCACAAACAAUGAGGCCGAGUAUGAAGCUUUUCUUGCUGGCUUGCGGCUGGCAAUCAAGAUGGGGGUUAAACACAUAGAAGCACACGCAGGUUCAAUGCUCGUGGCUGGGCAGAUCAAUGGUCAGUAUGAUGCCAAGGGAGACGUCAUGGCACUAAGUGAAAACAAACCAGCAGAUGCACUGAGCAAACUCGCGUUAACUAGUUUCCAACAUCUGGCUAAAGACGUGCGCAUUGAAGUUCUAAGCAAUCCAUCAGUCCCAUUGAGGCAGGUAAACGUCAUCCAGCUUGGGGCAACAUCCUGGAUGACUCCGAUUAUCAUGUAUCUCCAAUCUGAAAUUUUACCCGAAAACAAAGUUGAAGCAAGAAAGAUACAAUACAAGUCUGAACAUUACCAAAUGUCUAAUGGCAUCCCGUAUAGAAAGUCAUACCUUGGACCACUACUACGAUGCGUAGAUCCAGAAGAUGCCAACUACUUAAUCCGCGAAGUACACGAAGGCAUCUGUGGCAUUCACGUAGGCCCAAGAAUGGUAGUAGCAAAGGUGACGAACGUAGGCUACUACUAG